Messenger RNA from Cervus elaphus (red deer), 4001 nucleotides. It is a transcript of the gene VWA2, whose product is annotated as von Willebrand factor A domain containing 2. Lineage: Eukaryota; Metazoa; Chordata; Mammalia; Artiodactyla; Cervidae. Gene Ontology annotation, molecular function: calcium ion binding. The transcript is spliced from 16 exons. Bases 573 to 3035 code for a protein of 820 amino acids. The record is from RefSeq and is a predicted model, not a curated record.
GAUCCCGCCGCGCUCCUAGCCGUGAGUCCAGCCGGCGUGGUUUCCUCGUCGCUGGAACCCCCUUCCUUCCCGGCGCUCGCACCGGAGGAGACGCCCCGCCCCCGGGCGCCCCUGCCCCGCGUGCAGAGACGGUGUCCCGCUUGGAUGCGGCGUCGGCGCGGCGGGUUCGGUUCGUCAUUGUCUGCGCUCCACCCGAACACGGCGGCGGGGCCUGCACGCCUCUCCGGGAAGUCGGCGUCCUGGGCAGAACGCACCUGGCGCGCCCCUCCUCGGGGCACCCCUCCUUCGGUCCCGGGGCGAGCCGGCGGGGGUCUUGGGAGCCAGCGCGCUGAGGGCCCGGCAGCAGCCCCUCCGGUGGGUUCCCCGGGGACGCCAAGCGGAGCGGCUUGGACCGCAGAUUUCCUGAUCUCCACUUGGGCACCUCUGCCCUUGCCCAGAGGACUUUGGCACUGUUGGCUCAUGGGAUCCUGGCAAUAACCUUUCCAGUUCCAGUGAGGUCUUCACGCACACCAGCUGGGUCAUUUUUAACUUUUCUGCAAAUCACAAGAAUCUGCAUUUCCUGGGUGACUUCGAUGUUCAAGGCAGCCCUUGCUCUCAGCCUGGUUGGCAAAUCCUCUGAAUUCAGAAUCCAGCUGUGUUUUGUUCUUGCGUCAGCCAGUCAUAUCAACAUGCCCUCUUUCCUGUUGCUGGAAGCCAUCUGCAUUGUCCUGUUUGCUGGAGUGCCCCCAUCCCUCCUUCUUCAGGAAGUCCACGUGAGCAAGGAGAUUAUUGGGAAGAUUUCAGUCGCCAGCAAAAUGAUGUGGUGCUCGGCUGCAGUGGACAUCCUGUUUCUGAUGGAUGGCUCUCACAGUGUCGGGAAAGGGAGCUUUGAAAGGUCCAAGCACUUUGCCAUCACGGUCUGUGAUGCUCUGGACAUCAACCCCAGGAAGGUCAGGGUGGGAGCCAUCCAGUUCAGUUCUGCCCCUCGUCUGGAAUUCCCCUUGGAUGCGUUUUCAACCCAACAGGAAGUGAAGGCAGAAAUCAAGAGGAUGGUUUUCAAAGGAGGGCGCACAGAGACAAGCCUUGCUCUGAAAUACCUUCUGCGCAAAGGAUUCCCGGGGGGCAGAAAUGCCUCUGUGCCCCAGGUCCUCAUCAUCGUCACCGACGGGAGGUCCCAAGGGCAUGUGGCCCUGCCCGCCAAGCAGCUCAAGCAGAGGGGCGUCACUGUUUUCACCGUGGGCAUCCGCUUCCCGAGGUGGGAGGAGCUGCACUCGCUGGCCAGCGAGCCAAGGGAGCGGCACGUGCUGAUGGCCGAGCAGGUGGAGGACGCCGCCAACGGCCUCUUCAGCACCCUCAGCGGCUCCACCAUCUGCACCACCACCUCUCCAGACUGCAAGGUCCAGCCUCACCCCUGUGAGCGCAAGACGCUGGAGACGGUCAGGGAGCUUGCUGGCCUCGCCCCAUGCUGGAGAGGAUCUCGGAGUGCUGACGCUGUGCUGGCUGCCCUCUGUCCCUUCUCCAGCUGGAAGAGAGUGUUCUUCACCCACCCCACCACCUGCUACAGGACCACCUGCCCAGGCCCCUGUGACUCACAGCCCUGCCAGAAUGGAGGCACAUGUGUUCCAGAAGGACCAGACAGGUACCGCUGCCUCUGCCCGCCAGCCUUUGGAGGGGAAGCCAACUGUGCUCUGAAUCUGAGCCUGAAGUGCAGAGUGGAUGUCCUGUUCCUACUGGCCAGCUCAGCGGACGCCAGCCCGGAGGGCUUCCAGCAGGCCAAGGCCUUUGUGAAGCGGUUUGUGCGGGCGGCGCUGACCGGAGACUCCCGGGCGCGCGUGGGGGUGGCCCGCUACGGCGCGGAGCUGACCGUGGCCGUGCCCGUGGGCGAGUACCAGGACGUGCCGGACCUGGUCCGGAGCCUCGACAGCCUUCCCUUCGACGGCGGUGCCACCCUGACGGGCCGGGCCCUGCGGCAGGCGGCGGAGCGUGGUUUCGGGAGUGCCCCCGGGACAGGCCUGGACCGGCCUAGGCGGGCGGUGGUCCUGAUGACCGAGGCGCGCUCCCAGGACCAGGUGGCCGGCCCGGCGGGCUUCGCGAGGGCCCGGGAGCUGCUCCUGCUGGGCAUGGGCAGCGAGGACGUGCGGGCGGAACUGGAGGUGAUCACUGGCGGCCCAGAGCGCGUGCUGACCUACACCGGCCCGCAGGACCUAUUCGACCAGAUUCCAAAGCUGCAGGGCAAGCUCUGCAACAGGCCGCGCCCAGGCUGCCAGGCCCAGUCGCUGGACCUGGUCUUCAUGCUGGACGCCUCGGUCUCAGUGGGGCCUGAGAACUUCGCCCAGAUGCAGAGCUUCGUGAGAAGCUGCGCCCUCCGGUUUGACGUGAACCCCGACGUGACGCAGAUCGGCCUGGUGGUGUACGGCGGCCGCGUCCAGACAGCCUUCGGGCUGGACACCCACCUCAGCCGCGCUGCAGUGCUGCGGGCCCUGAGCCAGGCCCCCUACCUGGGGGGGGUGGGCUCGGCAGGCACGGCCUUGCUGCACAUCUAUGACAAGGUGAUGACGGUCCAGGGGGGCGCCCGGCCUGGCGUCCCCAAAGCGGUGGUGGUGGUCACGGGUGGGAGUGGGGUGGAGGACGCGGCUGUCCCAGCCCAGAAGCUGAGGGACAACGGCGUCUCCGUCUUGGUGGUGGGUGUGGGGCCUGUCCUGAGGGAGGCAUUGCGGAGGCUCGCGGGUCCCCGCGAUGCCCUGAUCCACGUGGCAGCCUACGCAGACCUGAGCCACCACCAGGAUGCACUCAUCGAGUGGAUGUGCAGAGAAGCCAAGCAGCCAGUUAACCUCUGCAAACCCAGCCCAUGCAUGAACGAGGGCGCCUGUGUCCUGCACAAUGGGAGUUACCGCUGCGAGUGCCAGGGUGGCUGGGAGGGCCCCCACUGCGAGAACCGGGCCUUGAGAGGAGAUGCCCUCAAGGCACAUGGCUCCAGCCGGGAGCCUGCAGGAGGGCAGCCGCUGCGCCCGUCCCAGCUGGGCCUGCCGAGAAGGCGUGGGCCCCCUGGGCGCUGAAAGGGAGCCCACCCUCAGCAGAGCACCGGUCCUGAGGGCUCUGCCUCCAGCCCCCUCUGGAGCCCUCCUGCCCCAGGGAGAAGAGAAGGCUCAGCUGCAGACAGAGCUGCCCAGGGACAUGGUAGCAGGUGGUUACCCCCCUCACGACCACAGAGACCGCCUCACAUGUUUUGCUGACCUGAUUGUGCACUGCCGAGCUGGUGUCGUCUGCCGCGUGUCCCCCGAGGAGCAGCAGAGGAAUCUGGAGACUUCUGGUGGCCUGUUUGAAGCUCACGUUGCCCACGAUGAUGGCUCAACAGGACAUUGCUGGGACAGUUAUGCCCAAGAAGGCAGUGAUGACAGACCCCUGACUUGAUGAUGGCAUUUCAAGAUGGACAAAGGGUGGACCUUUAAACACAUCUUUCCCCGAAGAUGCCCCAGAUGGAUUCGUUCUUUAGUUUGAGGAGGGGCUUGAGUGGCAUUUGUGACUUGUUCUGGUGACGGGAUCCCUGUGUGGGACUUAGAAAGGCCUCGGUCUGGAAGGAGACUAACUGACCAGCUAUUUGCCUGAGGGGGGAGGGGCUGAGUGUGCAAACAGCUCGGGACUCCAGGGACCACCCGAGCUGAUCAGCACUCCCUUCGAGAGACUUCUUAGUGUUUACUUAGGAGGGUUCAUUGUGGGGUGUUUCUUGAGUGCUUGUCUUACUCUCCCUUUGGGGUGCAAAAAGGAGCAGAAUUCUUAAACUCAAUCAAUAUAGAACAAAGAGAUUUGAAGGGGUUGGCUUUUUUAGAUAUAGAUCUUACACUGCCUUGGUUUUAGUACCUGGUUUUAAAAGGAAUAUUUCAAGAAGGGAUGUUGGUUGUGUUUAACAGGAGCAUUUGUCCCAACAUGGCAAAAAGGCUUAGAUGGAAUAUUCUCUGGCGAACUGGAUAUUUGCUUAUCCCACAGUCCUUAACAAAUCAAUUCUCUCCCCAGGCGGUGGAGUU